GUUUAGGAAGGACGUUAGAAGAAGAAGUAGUUACACAGGAAAUGAAUGGUAUCAGCGGUUAGUAACAAAUUCUAAGCUCAAACUCGGCUAUAAAGAAGUCCUGCGUCUCAUUUAGCCUGAAAGGUGUCCUGGCAGAGGAUGGUGCAGCUGCAUGUGAAGCGCGGAGACGAGAGCCAGUUUCUGGUCACCAGCACGACGGACGCCCCGCUGGAAAAGCUGAUCCGGCAGGUGACGGCCAUUUACAACGGCAGGCUCAAAGUGGAUAGAGUAUGUUCAGAGAUCUCAGAGCUCGCGGACCACGGCGUCACGCUCCCGCCCAACAUGCAGGGACUGACGGAGGAGCAGAUUGUGGAGCUGAAGCUGAAGGACGAAUGGGAGGAACAAUGCAUCCCGAGCGGAGGUGCGGUGUUCAGGAAGGAUGAGAUCGGGAGGAGGAAUGGACACGCCCCAAAUGACAAAAUGAAGGCGGUAUUGAUGAGGACAGUGGAGGAGGCGAAAGCCCUCGUCUCUAAAAAACAGGUUCAAGCCAAUGUUUGCGUCACCGUGGAAAUGGUAAAGGAGGCGCUGGAUCAGCUGAGGGGUGCCGUCAUGAUCGUUUACCCCAUGGGCCUGCCCCCUCACGACCCGAUUAGAAUGGAGUUUGAAGAUCAGGAAGACCUGACAGGGACACAGGCCUCUCUGCAGGUGAUCCCGGAGGACGAAUGCCAGCUAUGGUGGGCCGGCAAAGAGAUGCAGAGAGGGAAGAAACUUCAGGACUACAUUGGAAGAAACGAAAAGACCAAGCUUGUGGUCAAACUCCAGAAGAAAGGACACGGGGCGCCAGCGAGAGAGCCCCUGGUCAGCGAUGAGCAGCAGAAACAGAUGAUGCUGCAUUACCACAGAAGGCAGGAGGAGCUUAAGAAACUGGAGGAGGCAGACGACGACAGCUACCUGGACUCGGAGUGGUCAAACAGACAGGCCCUCAAAAGACAAUUUCAGGGCCUUGCUAAUAUCAAAUGGGGGCCGAGGUAGCACGGUUACCCUGACAACCUGGCCUGCUGAUCCAGUCAAUGCAGCUCGCCUUAUGUUCAGCCUGAGACCAGGUUCAUUUCUGUGAGACCACUUUACUCGUUUUUCAAGACGACAUGCAGCCAGAUCGCCUUAUUUUGCGUCUGAUGAAACCUUUUUUUGUUCUCGCCAAACACGACUGAUUUAAUGUUUCUGUAAUAAAAAAAAAAGCUUUGUUCUACUGUUUUUAAACACACUGAGAAAACAAACGUUUCCAAUGUUGCCGGUGGAGCUGUUGCGCAGCAGAAGAAGUCGUCCAGCUUUUCUGGGAGUGUGGGGGGGACGAGGAUGCUACACCUUUCCUCUCUUUGUCUCACACACUUCAUUCGGCCAGAGGCAGGAACUCGCCACACGGUCAUCGUCUCCGCAGAGAUCAGGAAACCGCUGAAGUCGAGCGGCGUUUUACUCUGUGGUAGAAGAGCUGUGAUCCAAAGAGGAAACGGGGCAGAGACCAUGCCGGGGGGGGGGGGUCCUAGAGUCUGGAGAAGUCUGGUGUUUUGACUUUGAGAUUUCUCACGUCUGGAUGAGUGUGGGGAAAAAAAUGCUUUUUGUGUCUUUAGGACCUUAUCCCAUUUGUCUAAAAGUUGAGUCCAUCCAUCCAUCAAUUCAUGUUUACCCCUGCAGCCAUCCUGUUGUCCAUUAUUCACUCAUUCAUCUCCAUCCAGCCAUCCUCCCAGUUUAUCCCUCCCUUUCUUCUUCUACCCAUCCAUUGAUCAGAUUAGCCCAUCAGCACUCUGAAACGUGUUACUGAGAAGUCCUUUAUAGAUACAUGUGCCGUGCCUUAUCGCAUCUUCCUUCUCAUCCUUCUAUUUAUCCACCAAUCAGUUCAUCUAUGCAUUCAUCUUCCAGCUGUUUGUCAUCCAACCGUUUUAUCUACCAGUCUGCGCUCCACUCGUUCAUCCAAGCAUUUAUUUAUCCACCAUCCAUCCAUCCCUCCCUCCCUCACUAAUCCAUCACCAUCUUUUGUAUGUGCACUUUAGCAAAAACAAGCUAAAAACUGUGGGGAACUGUGGAAAUUUGGACAGAAAGAAACUAAAUGGCAGCUUACGAUGGUUCAAAUCCUGUGCACUGUUGCACUCCGUGAGUACAGCAGUGCACAAAAUUACAGGGUGAUGGUGCUUUUAAGUGUUCUUGUAGUAAACAGUAUGUUAAGACUGGAGGACUUCAACUGACAAUGGGUUUUAUGAUGAGAGAAGCCAUUGUUUUGCUUUAAAAUCCCUGUUUUUAUUGGAUUGGAGCUGUAUUUAUGCCCCCC
Molecule: messenger RNA, 2302 nt
Organism: Fundulus heteroclitus (mummichog)
Lineage: Eukaryota; Metazoa; Chordata; Actinopteri; Cyprinodontiformes; Fundulidae
Gene: cfap298
Product: cilia and flagella associated protein 298
Exons: 8
Coding region: 139-1011 (290 amino acids)
Biological process (GO): regulation of cilium movement
Source: RefSeq, a predicted model, not a curated record